AUGUUUGUAGAUGGGUCUUCCAAUGAGAAUGGAGGAGGAGCAGGCCUUAUCUUGGUCUCCUCCAAGGGGCAUAGGGUUCACAGUGCCUUAAGGUUUGGCUUUGACGCCUCAAACAACGAAGCCGAGUAUGAGGAUUUAAUUUUCGGACUCCGAGCUUCCCUAGAGCUCAAGGCUGAGGGACUCAAAAUAUUCAGUGAUUCUCAGCUUGUCGUGAACCAGAUCCUCAGAGAGUACCAAGCUCAGGGAACCGAGAUGGCCGCAUAUCUGGCCAAGACCCAAGAAAUGCUGGACAUUUUCAAAAGGUUUACCAUUCGACAAGUACCAAUGGAGCAUAAUUCUAAUGUUGACGCUCUGGCUAAACUCGCUACCACCAAAGACGCAGAGUUGCUCAACGUGGUUCCGAUUGACUACUUGGCUUCUCCAAGCAUCACGACUCCCAAGGAGGUAAAGGUGGUCCAGUCCCCAAACAGUUGGAUGAGACCAGUUUUGAAGUAUCUUGUCUUCAGAGAGUUACCGCAAAACAAAAAAGUGGCUCAGAAGCUACUUUACUAG
This is a messenger RNA of Humulus lupulus (European hop), 552 nucleotides long. RefSeq lists its product as uncharacterized. The coding region runs from base 1 to 552 and encodes 183 amino acids. Gene Ontology annotation, molecular function: nucleic acid binding; RNA-DNA hybrid ribonuclease activity. The transcript has a single exon. The record is from RefSeq and is a predicted model, not a curated record. Lineage: Eukaryota; Viridiplantae; Streptophyta; Magnoliopsida; Rosales; Cannabaceae.